Molecule: messenger RNA, 798 nt
Organism: Elephantulus edwardii (Cape elephant shrew)
Lineage: Eukaryota; Metazoa; Chordata; Mammalia; Macroscelidea; Macroscelididae
Gene: TMEM187
Product: transmembrane protein 187
Exons: 1
Coding region: 1-798 (265 amino acids)
Cellular component (GO): transport vesicle
Source: RefSeq, a predicted model, not a curated record
AUGAAGCCGGAGUCGUGGCAGGCCCUUCUCCACGUGGCAGUGGCUGGCUGCCUCUGUGUGGCCACUGUCUUCGCCGGCGUUUUUGAGGGCGUCUUCAUCCAGGUAGGCUAUGAGCAUUAUGCAGAGGCCCCUGUGGCCAGCCUCCCUGCCUUCCUGGCCAUGCCGUUCAACUCACUAAUCAACUUAGCCUACAUAUUCCUGGGAUGGUACUGGCUCCAGAGAGACGGGGACACACUGGGCCACUCGACAGAGGCAGCGAGGGCCCGUUACCUAAAGAAUAUCUUUGCUGCCAUGGCCCUCCUCUAUGGCCCUGUCCAGUGGCUGAGGAUUGGGACACAAGCACGCCUUGCCGCAGUGCUCGACCAGUGGUUCACCUUGCCCAUCUUUGCGUGGCCUGUGGCCUGGUGCCUCUACCUGGACAAGGGCUGGCGACCCUGCAUCUUCCUCUCCAUUGAGUGCCUCUCUCUGGCGAGCUAUGGUCUGGCCCUGCUGCACUCGCGUGGCUUUGAGUUUGCCCUGGGCCUACAUGUCCUGACUGCUGUGGGCCAAGCCCUGCGGGCCCAGGCUCGAACUGGUGGCACCACCUCAGGCACAUACUUAGCCCUGGGGGUGCUCUCCUGCCUGGGCUUUGUGACCCUCAAGCUGUGGGACCACCAUCUUGCACAGUGGCCAGCCUUCCAGCACCUGACAGGCCACUUCUGGUCCAAAGUCUGUGACGUCCUGCAGUUCCACUUUGCAUUCUUGUUCCUGAUGAAUGUAAACACAUCACAAAGAGUCCUCCCUGACAAGAAGCUUUAA